Messenger RNA from Ustilaginoidea virens, 2586 nucleotides. RefSeq lists its product as uncharacterized. Gene Ontology annotation, molecular function: protein binding; RNA binding. The transcript has a single exon. Bases 1 to 2586 code for a protein of 861 amino acids. Gene Ontology annotation, biological process: ribosomal small subunit biogenesis. The record is from RefSeq and is a predicted model, not a curated record. Lineage: Eukaryota; Fungi; Ascomycota; Sordariomycetes; Hypocreales; Clavicipitaceae. Gene Ontology annotation, cellular component: nucleolus.
AUGCCAGCAAAUUCGCUCCCGGAGCUGCAGCAGAAGCUGUACAAGCGCAUGGGCAUAUGUCCAAACUCAAGUAGUAAGAACACGGCAGCUCAAUCUAGGUUGCUACCUGCUCAGUCUCGAAACACUUCGCGCAAAGAGAUCCGGAGACGGCUGAGGACCGAUAAAAAGCUUCGGAGAUACUCAAAACAGUAUGUUGAAGAAACUGGAAGAGAAGACAUAAUCCCUACGGCAUCUCGUCCAGCACAAAAGUCGUCUUCGUCACAUAAAGCAAAGUCGGCACUAAAUGAUAGCCAUGCAGAAAUCGGUGGCCGGGCAGUCCAUGACCAAGAUGACACUGACGACUCAGACUCGCCGGACGACGCAUCAGGUGAUGAAUCGAUAGAGCAGUAUGAAGACGACGAGCAUUACGAAGAGUCAACAGAUGAACCAGGGACACCUAAUGUCCUCCGGACACAGCUCGCCCAGGACGAUGCUGAGAUUGCAGAGCUCGAGAGGAAGCUUGGCAUCAAGAAAGGCCGUCGGUCUCUGCCACAAGCCUUCAAAGAUGACGGUCUUGACGAACUGCUCGAACAGGUUCAACAAAACGAGUCAAGUAGCGAGGACGAGAUGAAGAAGCGAAAAUCGGCAUAUGACGACUGGCUGUCUUCGAAAAGAAGAAAGGUCGAUUCUGCCAACGAGAUAGCUGUUGAUUACCGUCAGCCAUCCGAGGACGUUGCCGAAUCGACAAACCGCCAACGACCUAACGGCCACGUUGUGGAUUCCGUCGCGCUUGAUCUCUCCGAGUCAGAGGCGGUCGAGAAUGACUUUGGUCACGCCGUCGAUGAAUGUGGUUCCGAUACCGAAACCCCUAAAAGUACGCAAUUUCUACAAAGGGAGAACCCCUACGUCGCCCCAAAGGUACACAAUGCGAAUCUCAAGUACGUGCCACCAUCAAAGAGGCAUGGUGACGACAUUCAGAGAUCUCAAGCCAGUGGCCUUUUGCAAAAAAAGAUCCAAGGCCUCAUCAAUCGUUUAACAGACGCAAAUCUUCUUUCAAUCGUGCAGUCUGUUGAGAAAAUCUACCAGUCACAUGCCCGAGCUGAUGUCACUGAGACUCUCGUCGACGUCAUUCUGGCUCAAAUGCGGAAGUCGGAAAGCUUGCCAGAUCAGUUUUUCGUUCUAACUGGAGGCUUCUCGGCGGCAAUUUAUAAGAUUAUGGGUUCCAGCUUUGGAUCGCAUUUAGUCCGCGAAGUCGUGAAGGAGUUCACCCAACAGUAUCAGCUUGCUUCCAACGAAGCCGAUGGUUCAGCAGUCAUCAAAAAAGAACCUGCAAACUUUCUCACCUUUUUAACGCAGAUGUACGUGUUCGAGAUCCUUGGGUGCGGCAUCAUUUUUGAUUACAUGGAGAAAUUGCUGGAUCGCCUUUCAGAACUCAACGUGGAACUUCUCCUGAGAAUCUGCCGGAUGGCUGGAAGGCUGAUGAGAAGAGACGACCCCAAGGCACUCAAGCAUGUAUCUCAUAUCCUUGCCACAUCUGUUUCAAAGAUGGAUCGCGCGAAUAUCUCUGCGCGGACCAAAUUCAUGGUUGAAACAAUCCACGGCCUCAGCAGCACCAAAGCCAAGACUAAAGGAGCGGAUUCCACAACCGUAUCCGAGCAUGUGAUUCGCAUGAAGAAAAAUCUCGGAGAACUCAAAUCCCAGUCUCGACGACUAGAUGGGUUGGCACCUAUGGGCAUACGCCUGAAAGAUGUUGAAGAUGUGGAGAGACAUGGGAAGUGGUGGUUGGUGGGGGCCAGUGUCCCCGAAUAUCGCGACGCAGCUGAAAGAGCAAAGAUGAAGUCUAAAGCGGUGACGGCUGGCGACGAUGCCGUGCCAGACGACGACGAGGACAUGGACUUUGUCUUGCCCGACUAUCCCAAGAAGGCAAGGGCUCAAGGAUUGACUAGUUCGGUCCAAAUCGCCAUAUUUAGCGCCCUUAUGUCAGCCAUGGACUACGAACAUGGGUACCGUCAAUUCUUGGAUCUCAACCUAAAGAGGGAUGACCAGCUCGAAGUCACUCGUGUGUUGCUCCAAUGCGUUGGAAGCGAGCUGGACUACAACGACUAUUAUGCCUUGGUGGGGAAACAAGCUUGCACCAAUAGCAGGAUCAGGUUCUCGUUUCAGGAUCGGCUGUGGAGGAUAUUCCGCGGUCUAGGCGAAUCCUUGUUUGGCGAAGGGGAGGAUGAUGAAAGCACUUUGGAGGGAGAAAGGAUGAAGAACGAACGGCGAUUAAGCCACGUUGCCCGAUUCUACGCGUCACUCGUGGCUGAAGGCGCGCUGAGUAUCAACCUCCUCAAACCGGUGGAACUUGCGAAGAUGAAUCAAUGGACUUGCCUGUUUGUGGAAACGCUCUUGCUCGGCUUGUUGCGUAAAUGCAGGAGAGAAAAGCGUCAACAAGACGCAACAAUGGAGCGCAUCUUCGGCCCUUCGAGAGACCUACCUACUCUUGCCGCGAGUCUACACUGGUUUCUGAGGAAGAAACUGUCCAAAACCAAGCUCACCACCGACAAGGAGCGCAAGGGAAUCCAGAGAGUGAGAGAGAGGGUCCAGGCACUGCUUCAAAUAUAA